GGCCGCGUCGGCGGGGGAGGUUGGAGCGACGCUGAGCUUGGGGCUCGCCGGCGGCCGCGGCGCCGGGGGGUGGUGAGGGCCGGGCGACCGCUCGCUCCGCGCUGCCUCGGUGCAGGGCGAGCGGCGGGCCUUUGCAGCGGCCACCGCCGCCGCCGCCGCGGGAGGAGGGGGCUGAGCUGGCUCCGGAGUUGGCCAAAGAAGGUGGGCAUUUCUCGCUUCUCCUCGCCUCCCCCGCCCCCUCCCGGGCUCCCCUCCCUCCUGCCCCGCACCCCACGUGAAGCCGAAUAUAAAGGGGGGUGUGUGACUGGAGGGGAAAAGUGAAUGGCGAAGGACUGAAGGGGUCCCCCCUCCGGUUCCUCAGCCACCUGGUUCACCCGCUUCAUCCUCCCUUCCCGAAGCUAGCCCUCGAAGGAAGGAGCAGCCGGCGCCUUCGGCAUAGGAGGAGGAGGAGGAGGAGGAGGCAUCGGAAUCGCGUCGGGCGGAGCUUCAGGUCCCGUUCGCCUCUCCGGCUUCUCCAUACAAAGAUUACGGUGCAGAAGGAAAUUGCACUCGCCUCCUCCGCCCCCCGGUACCCAUCACAAUGCACCAGCCGCCGGAGUCCGCCGCCGCGGCGGCCGCUGCUGCAGACAUUAGUGCUAGGAAGAUGGCGCACCCAGCAAUGUUCCCUCGAAGGGGCAGCGGUGGUGGCAGCGCCUCUCCACUCAAUGCAGCAGGUACCGGGGUCAGUGGUGCUGCCCCAUCUUCUGAGGAUUUUCCUCCUCCUUCGCUGCUCCAGCCGCCGCCUCCUGCUGCAUCUUCCACGCAGGGACCACAGCCUCCGCCUCCACAAAGCCUGAACCUCCUCACGCAGGCUCAGCUGCAGGCACAGCCUCUUGCGCCGGGCGGAACUCAGAUGAAAAAGAAAAGUGGCUUUCAGAUAACUAGCGUUACUCCGGCUCAGAUCUCUGCCAGCAUCAGCUCUAACAACAGCAUAGCAGAGGAUACCGAGAGCUAUGACGAUCUGGAUGAGUCGCACACGGAAGAUCUCUCUUCUUCUGAGAUCCUCGACGUCUCCCUCUCCAGGGCCACUGACUUAGGUGAGCCGGAACGCAGCUCCUCAGAAGAGACUCUGAAUAACUUCCAGGAAGCUGAGACGCCUGGGGCUGUCUCUCCCAACCAGCCCCACCUUCCUCAGCCUCAUUUGCCUCACCUUCCACCACAGAAUGUUGUGAUCAAUGGGAAUGCUCAUCCACACCACCUCCAUCACCACCAUCACAUCCAUCAUGGCCACCACCUUCACCAUGGACACCACCAUUCAUCCCAUGCUGUCGUGGCCGGCGCCCCCAUUCCUGGAGGGACACCCCCGAGCCCACUGUCCAGAAAACUCUCCACUGCUGGAAGCGCUGAUGGUGGCGUGCCAGCCGCACCGACUUCUGCCGUAUCAUCCAGCGGCUUACCCGCAUCACCUAUGACUAACAUCCGCGCCCCAACCACCACGGGCAGCAUAGGUAUAAGUCCCGUUGGCGGCGCGAGUGCAACGAGUAACGUUAACAUUGCUACCGUGGGUAGUUUCAGCCCCAGCGUGACGAGCAGCGUGCACGGUAAUGCUAAUAUAAGUACCAGCAACCCUCCUAAUGCUGCUGGCGUAAGUGUUGGGCCUGGAGUUACCAGCGGUGGCACCGUGAAUGUCAUGAGUGGCAUGGGCAAUGGUACUGUCUCUUCCUCUCCUGUUGCUAACAGUGUCCUUAACGCAGCCGCAGGUAUCGCUGUGGGAGCGGUUUCAAGUCAGCCACCGCCGCCGCAGCCGCCAGCAGUUAACACGUCCCGGUUCAGAGUCGUGAAGUUAGACUCUACUUCCGAACCCUUUAAAAAAGGUAGAUGGACUUGCACCGAGUUCUAUGAGAAAGACAACGCCUUGCCGGCUUCGGAAGGCGUGGCAGUCAGUAAAGCGGUGGAGGCCGUGAAACAGCCCCCCACGGAAGUGUCUUCGGAGAGGGAGAGCACCAGCGGGAGCUCCGUGAGCAGUAGCAUCAGCACCCUGAGUCACUACACGGAGAGUGUGGGCAGCGGAGAGAUGGGGGUCCCCGCCGCGGUGGCGCAGCAGCAGCCGCCACCGGCGCCGCCAGGCCUUCAAGCCGUGGCCCUCCAACAGAUCGACUUCAGUAGCCCCGGGCCUCAGAGUAUGGCAGCAGUUGGCGUGCCACAGAGUGCUUCUCAGUCCCAGAUGUCACAAGUACAGGAAUCGAGCUUCCAGCAGAGGCAAGGUCUUCAGCCUGUGCCUCUGCAAGCCGCCAUGAGUGCAGCAACGGGACUCCAGCCGUCACCUGUGAACGUGGUUGGUGUGACGUCAGCGGUUGGUCAACAGCCUUCCAUUUCCAGUUUGGCUCAGGCCCAACUGCCGUAUCCUCAGACAGCCCCUCCAGUGCAAACUCCUCUUCCAGGGGCACCACCCCAGCAGUUACCAUAUGGGCAACAGCAGCCAAUGGUUUCUACGCAGAUAGCCCCGGGCCACGGCCAGCCCGUGACUCCCAAUCCUACUUCCGAGUACAUACAGCAGCAGCCAGUCCUUCAAGCAGCCGCGAUGUCCUCCGGACAGUCCAGUUCUGCAGGCACGGGAGCAGGAACAUCGGUGAUUCCCGUGGCCCAGCCACAGGGGAUCCAGCUGCCAGUGCAGCCCACGGCAGUGCAAACCCAACCCGCAGGGGCCUCUGGGCAGCCCAUUGGCCAGGCUCAAGCAGCAGUGCCUGCUGUCCCGACUGGCGGUCAAAUUGCAACCAUGGGUCAACAGGCAAACAUGCCCACUGCAGUACAGCAGCCCUCCACCCAGGUCACACCUUCAGUUAUUCAGCAAGGUGCUCCUCCAUCUUCACAAAUAGUUCCACCUGCUCCAGCUGGGAUUAUUCAUCAGGGAGUUCAAACUAGUGCUUCGAGCCUUCCUCAGCAAUUGGUUAUUGCACCCCAGAGUACCUUGUUAACUGUGCCUCCCCCGCCACAGGGAGUAGAAACGGUGGCCCAAGGAGUUGUUGCCCAGCAGUUGCCCGCGGGUAGUCCGUUGCCCUCUGCUAGUAGUAUUUCUGUUACCAGUCAGGUUAGUUCAGCUGCUCCCCCUGGAAUGCCUUCCGCCCCAACAAACUUAGUUCCACCACAGAAUAUAGCACAACCCCCAGCCACCCAAAAUGGCAAUUUGGUUCAAAGUGUUAGCCAAUCUCCCUUGAUAGCCACUAACAUAAAUCUGCCUUUGGCACAACAGAUACCGCUAAGUUCUACUCAGUUCUCUACACAAUCAUUAGCUCAGGCCAUUGGAAGCCAAAUCGAAGAUGCCAGGCGCCCAGCGGAGCCCUCCUUAGUCGGCUUACCUCAGACUACCAGUGGUGACGGUGGGGGAAUGUCAGCAGUUUCAGAUGGGAGCAGCAGCCUAGCAGCCUCUGCUUCUCUCUUCCCGUUGAAGGUGCUACCGCUGACAACACCCCUGGUGGAUGGCGAGGAGGAGAGCUCUAUUUCAGUGCUUCUCUCCUCCCAGAGGUGCAAGGAGUGAUCCUAGAGCCACAGAUACAGCCAAGACCACGGAGAGCUUUUGACGGCAGGGCUCCACUUUCUCCACUGAACCCUUGGAGACAGAAUGUCCAGCUUCUGGAGAGAGUGGGAAAGGAUAAUAAACAAGUGGGUGCUUUCCAUUAUUUACUUGGGUUUAUCUAUAGAGUGGAGUGUCCUUCCGUUUUCACCCAUUUUAAUUCUGUUGGUAGCCCCUGUGGCUUCUUACAAGAGCCAGGCGGGACUGUAGUCUGUGUCUUUCCUGAGAGUACAAUCUGGUGCCCAUUCAAAAAACAAACCUAAGAUUUGUUUAAUAUUCUCUCCAUAUAGUCAGUGCAGUGGCUAAUCUGGGGCACACACACAAUUUGGUCCAUGCCUGUGUAGUUCCAUGAAGAAAGGCAGUCAUUUCCUGAUUUGGCCUUUAUUGUAGCAGUGGACUUGACAGAGUUCUUUUAGAGUCCAGAAAUUGAAGUUUCUCUGCUUCAUCUUUGGGUGAGUGGACACCUGAAGUCUCUAAAUGUAUACAGUUUGAAUGUCCAGGUGUCCCCGUGCCCUGUUAGUGAGGACUUUCUGGUUUUUUCCUACCUUAAAUGUUAGGCCUUCGUGUUCAGCCUCUUAAGAGAUGGAAAGAUAGUACCGUGUGGCUUUACUGUAAAUGUAGGCUUUAUUCCUUAGUAAAAUAAAUAUCAAUGAGUAUAAGUUUCAGGAUCUAAUGUCCCUGAAAACUAUAUUUAAUAUACUCAAAAGUAGUGUUCUGGUCCCUAGGGAUAUAAUUUAUGGCAAAAGAGCCUUUCAGUAGAUUUUCCCUAGGGCAUUAAGAUGGUUCUUUCUUAGUUUCUUUGAUGCCAAGGGUAGGGUGUAAGUUCUCACCGUCUGCAGUGGGUAGGAUGUGAAGUUGGUGCUUUGGCAAGUUUUCAUUGUUUCCUUGGUGGCUUCCUCCCGUGACUCCAGGUGUCUUGAUAAUUGGAGACCGGUUUACUUGUUGUCUAAUUGCCCAGAUUUCUUUCAACUGGUCAAACAUCAUACCUCUUCAGCAAAAGGAGUUCUUCUAGCAGAGCCCUCCUCCCUCACGGAUGACACCUGUCACUCAUGGCAGCACCUGCAGAGUGGAAGGCAGUGGUGAAUGGAUCCAUGCCCUCUGUCUAGAAGACACAAGGAUGAGCCAACCACCUGAGCUUGUUUCUCACAAACUUUUAACGUUUACUCUGGUUUACCUUUGGUCUGAAAUGGAAAGGCUCAAAUAAUGAAGUAAUCUUUUCAUUGGAGUUUUACAUGGCCAUGAAAAUACUUCUUAUCCUGAAGACUGAAAUAGAGGAAGCUUGAGAGUCUUCUUUCAAAGCAGCUCUCUGUAUAUGUUUUACUUAAAAGAUUUGUGGGACUGACAGUCACUUUAAUCAAACAGGCAACCCCCACUUUAAAAAGUAGCAUAAGAAAAAAUCACAUAAAGCUGAAUGAGCCCCCAACCACUUCUCCUUUUGUUACCAAUGCUUAAGGGGACUAGCAAGUAAAGGGUGAACCCAACUCUUCACGAGUUCGUUAGUGUUAGGAUGUACUCUUGGCUCAUCUCUGUCAGUCCUAAGUUGUAUUCUUACUGUAGUUUAUCAAGUCAAGAAAGUCAGAGACCUAGGAGUUCGGUCUGUGUUGCUAAGAAGUAAAUGCCUUGUUGGGUUUAUUCUGCACUAAAUGCAUUUUGACACUUGUAUGGUACAGAGCAGUUCAGAACAGAGGUAAUGAAGAGUCAGAUGAGCCUAUAGGUGUGAAUAGGCUUAAAGUAAUUAUCCAAAUUACCAAUUGGCAGUAGCUGCCUGUUUCUUCUUUUAGUUAUCUAGUAACUGGCGAGUCCAAGCUAUUAAGGAAAACCAACAUUCACUUGAUGCUGCCAGUGCUUUUUAAUUUGGAAUAACCUAAGAAAAGGAAUUAUAGAUUUUUAUAAUAAUAGAAGAACAACUGAAAUGUUAGGCUCUCAAAGUGUAAAGCUCAAUCUGCUAAGACAGAACCUACUUUUAGUCUUGGCUCUAAGAAAUAUUUCUUAAUUAUAAAUCAGUUUUGAAAAGUAUAGUGCUUAAAAGUAAAAUGUUAAAGAUAAUUUUCGACUGAAAAUUUCCCCCAUAUAAUCCUGAAUUCCCAUAGAAUGAUUACAGCUUUGUGUUCCUGGCUUAAUAAGAUAGUUCAUAAAUGCAUAUAAACAAACAAACAAGCAACCCAAAUUACCCAAUAUUUUAGGAAACUCAGAACUGAAAUUGAGAUUUGCCUAGAUACUCAGUUGCAUUUUUUAAACCUUGGUGCAAACCAUUUUAUGGCCUGAGUUUACUAGCCUUUUAUGUUAGCACUGAAGCUGGAAAGCAAUUUAACCUUGGAAUCUCAAGCUUUAAUUAAUUUCAGCUCUGUUCCUUAAAGUAUGCAAAAGAAAUGUAAGUGCAUUUCCAUCACCACAUGCACGGUGGCAAGCUAUUGCAAAGUGAAACUCUUUGUGUAUUACUGUGAACUAAUUUGUUUACAUUUUAAUUCUGAUGCAUUUUCUUUCAGAUUUUUAAAGAAUAAUUUCGUGUCAUACUAUGCAAUCCUAUAUCUCUUCCAUGUUUACUUUAUGAAUA
Messenger RNA from Meriones unguiculatus (Mongolian gerbil), 6104 nucleotides. RefSeq names its product TSC22 domain family member 1 (gene Tsc22d1). The coding region runs from base 581 to 3514 and encodes 977 amino acids. Gene Ontology annotation, biological process: regulation of transcription by RNA polymerase II. The transcript has 2 exons. NCBI's taxonomy places the organism in Eukaryota, Metazoa, Chordata, Mammalia, Rodentia, Muridae. The record is from RefSeq and is a predicted model, not a curated record.